UGAGCUUAGGCCCAGUGACCACAUUCUAUUCGUAUUGACCACUUUGUAAAUAAGUCGACAAGUAAUAUUUGAGUGAUUUUCAUAUUCAUAUAGAUAUUGAAUUAAUUUUAUUACAUCACUUCCACAUCCCAGUGAUCUAGCUGCGUUACCAUAUUAAUAAACAAUGGCGGAAGACCGCGAAUGUCAGUUAAGGCGACGGCGAGGCUCCGGCAACCCGAGCUUGCCUCUGAAUCUUGAUGUGGGUUACCAAAUAGACGAAGGCUGCGCCAGCCAAUGCACACCUUCACCAAGCCAAUGUCCAAGUUCUAGACGAACAUCUGCUGCAGCAAUACUUGAAUUCAAGAAUAAGCAACAAUCUUUUGAUAUUCAGGUGGAAGAUUGUGAUGAAGAGGAAAUAACAGUGGACAGUGAUGACGAAGGUGAUGAUGUCAGCGUUGCGGGUGUCGAUCGUCCUGUUACACCCACACCAAUACAAGACUUUGGAGCCAGCAUUGUCUAUACUGAAGGUCCACAAGUUAUGGAUUUUUUAAAAGUGAAAGCAUUGGAACACGACUGCUAUACGGAUGUCUCAGAUGCCGAGAGUGAUGACGAAGAAGGAAAUUAAUAUUAAAGAAAUAAAUCAAAUAAAUUUCUUUUUUAUAAUUAUGUAUAAUUGCAUAUUUUUAAAAAGCAAAAUUAACACAA
Molecule: messenger RNA, 684 nt
Organism: Galleria mellonella (greater wax moth)
Lineage: Eukaryota; Metazoa; Arthropoda; Insecta; Lepidoptera; Pyralidae
Exons: 4
Coding region: 164-604 (146 amino acids)
Source: RefSeq, a predicted model, not a curated record